UCGAAGUCAACAGCUCGAGCUGUAGUCACUGUUUACAGUGAUAAAAAUGAGCCAACAAAAGAGAUUUUGCCAAUCCCUGCCAUUUUCAAGGCACCAAUUCGCGUGGAUAUGGUAAAUGAUGUUCACCAACAAAUGGCUAAGAACAAGCGUCAACCUUACGCUGUAUCUAAAGAAGCUGGUCAUCAAACAUCUGCUGAAUCCUGGGGUACAGGACGUGCCGUGGCACGUAUUCCCCGUGUCCGCGGUGGUGGUACUCACCGUUCUGGUCAGGGAGCUUUUGGUAACAUGUGUCGCGGAGGACGUAUGUUUGCUCCAACUAAAACUUACCGUCGCUGGCACCGUCACAUCAACGUCAACCAGAGACGUUAUGCUAUUGUAUCAGCCAUCGCCGCGUCAGGAGUACCUGCGUUAGUUACGUCAAAAGGACAUUUGAUUGGGGAAGUCCCAGAGUUCCCAUUGGUUGUAUCCGAGAAAAUUGAAGAAUACAACAAGACGAAACAAGCCGUCAUUUUCUUGCGUCGCAUCAAGGCCUGGAAUGAUGUCCAAAAGGUCUACAAGUCCCAACGUUUCCGUGCCGGUAAAGGUAAGAUGCGUAACCGUCGUCGCAUCCAACGUCGUGGACCAUUGAUCGUUUACGGUCAUGAUAAGGGAAUCCGCAAAGCGUUCCGUAACAUUCCCGGAGUUGACUUGAUGAACGUCAACAAGAUGAAUCUGUUGAAACUUGCACCAGGUGGUCAUGUUGGUCGUUUUGUCAUCUGGACUAAAUCUGCAUUUGAGAAGCUUGACGCUUUAUACGGUACAUGGCGCAAAGAAUCCAAAUUGAAGAAGGAUUACAAUUUACCAUCACCCAAAAUGGCUAACACAGACUUGUCAAGAAUUUUAAAGUCUGAAGAAAUCCGUAAAGUUUUACGUGCUCCAAGGAAGAAGGUUAUUCGUCGGGUCAAGAAAUUGAACCCAUUGAAGAACACCCGCGCGAUGCUGAAGUUGAAUCCUUACGCUGCGGUUACGAAGCGAGUAGCAAUUUUGACUGCUGGACAGCGUCUGCUCACGAGUGACGAACUCUCUGAGAAAAGUAAAACUACCAAGAGCCUGUUGAUGCGCCGUAAGAAGCAAAUUCUUGCUGUGAAAGCUGCCAAGCCGAAGGUAGCGAAACCAAAAGUAGCCAAGGCACCGAAAAAAGCCCCAGCGACUGAAAAGAAAUCCACCGCAGCGACUAAAGCAGUUAAGGUUGAAAAAGUACCAGCCAAGAAGUAA
Messenger RNA from Cotesia congregata, 1254 nucleotides. NCBI's taxonomy places the organism in Eukaryota, Metazoa, Arthropoda, Insecta, Hymenoptera, Braconidae. The record is from the annotation of a GenBank genome assembly.